AUGGCUACAAACAAAGCCGGCUCCUCACUCUACAGCUACACCGUCGCGCCUCACUUGGCCGCUGAAUAUGACGUCCCCUUCGCCGACUUUGCGCUUGCCCAUCCACAGUACAAAGCCUUUGUCAUAGGAGGCUUCGUAUUCACGCACCGCUCUCAUGCCCAACAUCUCCCGGACUCAGCAUCAGACCGCGCCACCAAGAAACACAUUGCUUCCUCAAUGUCUGGCGAGGAAAAACCCUCACACCUAAUGCUAAUCAUCCAACGCGCCCUCGACGACUCAUUUGGUGGAUACUGGGAUUUCCCCGGUGGCUCGCUCGAGCGCACCGAUCAAACUCUUCUUGAUGGCGUGGCGCGCGAGGUCUUUGAAGAAACGGGCUUGCACGUUAGCAAGAUCCGCGACAUAGUUCGCGUCGAUGAGUGGAUUGAGCGUAAAAGUUUGAGGCCGGCGGGUAAAUGGAGUUUUGUGGUUGAUGUGCAUGAGGCGGUUGACACGGUCGAGUGGGAGGAGAAGAUUAGGCUGGAUCCGAGGGAGCAUGGGAAAUGGUUGUGGGUAAACGAGGAAGAGGUUGAGGAGAGCGCGAGACUUCAUAAGGAGGGUGCGCCGUAUAUGUUUGUGGGCGUGCAGGGGGGGACGGCGUGGGAGGCCUUUAGGGUCUAUUUGAGAUUGGAAGACAGGGCGUCGAAGGGAAUUGCAAAUGAGGAUAUUGCUGAAGUUGCGAAGGUGUAA
Messenger RNA from Talaromyces amestolkiae, 726 nucleotides. RefSeq lists its product as uncharacterized. NCBI's taxonomy places the organism in Eukaryota, Fungi, Ascomycota, Eurotiomycetes, Eurotiales, Trichocomaceae. The transcript has a single exon. The record is from RefSeq and is a predicted model, not a curated record. The coding region runs from base 1 to 726 and encodes 241 amino acids.